This is a messenger RNA of Fraxinus pennsylvanica, 1170 nucleotides long. Lineage: Eukaryota; Viridiplantae; Streptophyta; Magnoliopsida; Lamiales; Oleaceae. The record is from the annotation of a GenBank genome assembly.
AUGGAUAACCGAAACGUCGUCGUUUGUGACAAUGGAACUGGGUAUGUUAAGUGUGGUUUCGCGGGUGAGAAUUUCCCCACAUCGGUAUUCCCGUGCGUAGUCGGAAGGCCAAUGCUGCGAUACGAAGAAUCUCUCAUGGAACAGGAGCUCAAGGACAUUGUUGUUGGAGAUACUUGUUUAAAGUACCGGCAUCAAUUGGAUAUAUCUUAUCCUGUCAACAAUGGUAUUGUGCAAAAUUGGGAUGAUAUGGAACAUGUUUGGGACCAUGCAUUUUAUAACGAACUAAAGGUAGAUCCAAAAGAAUGUAAUAUUUUGCUAACAGAUCCACCUCUAAAUCCAUCUAAAAACCGUGAAAAGAUGGUUGAGACUAUGUUUGAGAAAUACAACUUUGCUGGUGUAUUCAUCCAAAUUCAAGCUGUUCUAACAUUGUACGCUCAAGGUUUACUGACGGGACUAGUCAUUGAUUCUGGUGAUGGGGUCACUCACGUGGUUCCAGUAGUUGAUGGAUACUCAUUUCCUCAUCUUACUAAAAGAAUGAAUGUAGCUGGGCGCCACAUAACAGCUUAUCUUGUUGAUUUGCUUCUUAGAAGAGGGUAUGCAAUGAAUAGAACUGCUGACUUUGAGACUGUUAGGGAUAUCAAAGAGAAGCUCUGCUACAUAAGUUAUGAUUACAAAAGAGAGUAUCAAUUGGGACUUGAGACUACUAUCCUCGUAAAGAACUACACACUGCCAGAUGGAAGGGUCAUUAAAGUUGGCACGGAGCGGUUUCAAGCACCUGAAGCUCUUUUUACUCCAGAACUCAUAGACGUUGAAGGAGAUGGGAUGGCUGACAUGGUAUUUCGUUGCAUUCAGGAAAUGGAUAUCGACAAUCGAAUGAUGCUCUACCAACAUAUCGUUUUGAGUGGAGGAAGCACGAUGUAUCCUGGAUUACCUAGUCGCCUUGAGAAAGAAAUUUUGGAUCGUUAUCUUGAAGUUGUUUUGAAGGGAAACAGAGAUGGGUUGAAGAAACUACGGCUGCGGAUAGAGGAUCCACCACGAAGAAAGCAUAUGGUGUAUCUUGGAGGCGCUGUUCUUGCAGGAAUCAUGAAGGAUGCACCUGAAUUCUGGAUUAGCCGGCAAGAUUAUUUGGAAGAGGGAGUUGCUUGUUUAAGCAAAUGUGGCCAGGCGUAA